This is a messenger RNA of Penicillium cataractarum, 603 nucleotides long. RefSeq names its product Carboxylesterase type B. NCBI's taxonomy places the organism in Eukaryota, Fungi, Ascomycota, Eurotiomycetes, Eurotiales, Aspergillaceae. Gene Ontology annotation, molecular function: carboxylic ester hydrolase activity. The record is from RefSeq and is a predicted model, not a curated record. The coding region runs from base 1 to 603 and encodes 200 amino acids. The transcript is spliced from 6 exons.
AUGAGUAAUGGGAGUUACAACUUUGUUCCAAUCGUCGACAAUCGAACUGUUUUCUCUGAUUAUUCUGCGAGGGCUGAGAGUGGGGGAUUGGCAAACUUGCCAACAUUGGCGGGAGUUAAUACGCGAGAAACCUCCGCGCUUUUCUCCUUGAGCUUGAGUUCAGUCAAUGAGACUGAAAUAUAUGACGACCUCCAAACAACUUUCAACUGUCCCCUUCAAGAGUCGGUCAGAAUACGACUGGAGCAAAAAGUGCCAAUAUGGCGAUACCUCUACCAUGGCAAUUUUACGAAUCUUAGUCCAACUUCCUGGCUUGGUGCCUACCACACUGGGGAGGUACCUAUGGUCUUUGGGACAUAUAACAUGUCUCUAUCGGAAACGGGCCCAGCUUCAAUGGAAGAAAUUGCCGCAAGCAAGUAUAUUCAAGAUGCCUGGGUUGCAUUUGCGAAAGAUCCCCAAAAUGGCCUCCACAGGUUUGGAUGGCCGCAGUUCAACUUUGACGGGGAUACUUUGAUCAAUCUUGCAUUGAACAAUACAUCUACUGCAAUUUUCACAUCUUCUGAGGCCUGGGAUAGUCCUUGCAACGGGGGUACUUUUGUACCGUGA